CUUUUUUCUUCUUCUUUUAAUGUGUAAACUGAGGUAUUAGGAGAUAGGAAAUGAUGUGGUGUUUGGAAUUUGCUUUAAAACAUAUUCCAACAAAAGGGCCAGACACAUUGGCUCAUGCCUGUAACCCCAGCAGUUUGGGAGACUGAGAUGGGUGGAUCACCUGAGGUCAGGAGUUCGAGACCAGCCUGGCCAACAUGGUGAAACCCCAUCUCUACUAAAACAAUACAAAAAUUAGCCAGGAGUGGUGGUGCAUGCCUGUAAUCCCAGCUACUCGGGAGGCUGAGGCAGGAGAAUCGCUUGAACCUGGGAGGUGGAGGUUGCAGUGAGCAGAGAUCAUGCCAUUGCACUCCAGCCUGGGCAACAAGAGUAAAACUCCCAUCUAAAAAAAAAUUAUAUAUAUAUAUCUCAACAAAAAAAAGAAGGUCUUGAUGCAGUGGGUGGGGAGGGGCAGAGGAGACAGGUUGAUGACGGUUGAAGAGAGGUGCUAAGUACCUAGGGUGAGGUUCUUGCACUCUCUAAACUUCCGUGUGUUUGAAAAUUUUCAUAACAAGAGAAAACAAAAAAUUAAACAGAAAAUGAGGUUGUCAUUUCCUCCAGUCAAACAAACAUAACAGGACUUAGGAUGCACUUUUCCUAAUCGCUCCUCUGGCAGAAUAGUUUGAUCCUCCAGCUAGCUUCCAGCUCUCAUCCUGUUCAUCUGUUCUCUAGACACUGGCAGGAAAUAGGCUCUUCAACAGGGCCUGCCAGGUCCAGUGCUAGGGAGUAGAGCGUUUUGGAUUCUAUGCCCACAUUUUUUUUUUUUUUAAUUUGACCAGUUUUCCAGUUGAGAUACUUGAAAUACAAAGUCUCAUGGUGAGGUCUUGUCCUCUGCUGUCCCAUUCCUUUUUAUGAGCCAUCAUGGCGUCAAUCUUAUCUCUAAGGAGAAAAAUUGGGAGGAGAGGCCUAGAUUCCCCAAUAGAAGCAGGAAGGAAAAGUUUGCAGAAUGAAGUGUGAAGCGAGGUUUGUGGUUUGAGUCAUCAGAAUGUCAAGGAGAAAAGAAGAAAAAUGAAUCAUCAUCAUUUGACCACGGUAUUUACAGCUAGCGGAAGGGACAAGAGGAGAAAAAAGCAAGGGAGGAGAAAAAGGAAGAACAUCUCAGAAUAAAAUUGGGGUGGGUGGGGGGAGGAGGAGGAAGACAAUCUGAGAAAUUGGUUUGGUUGCACCGCUACUGGCCACAACACAAAAAUGUGUCCAUUCCUGGUUAAAAUUAAAAAUAAAUAUGCAUGCACGUGUAUUUGUCUGCUGUGUUUAAUCAGAUAGCGAGGCACUCCUUUAAGCCCCUUGAAGACCCAAAGUUGCGCUCAGAGACUGCCCACCUGGAACGGAGCCAGAGCUUGAACAGGGAGCGGCUCAGAGUACCCAAAGCUGCCUAGCUGACCACAUUCUUCUCUAUGAGUUCCCAGUAACGGAGCCCAGUGGAGGAGACGCUACACUUCUCUGUGGGUGCAGAGGCUAAGGGCGGGGGUCUCCAUAGAGGCGUCAGCGCCCACCAGCAGCAGUAACCGCGCACAGGGAGAUGAAGAAUGCGACCAGUGAUACGUCCAACCUGGAAAACGGGCCUGAGAACCAAAGGGCCAACUUCUGGCCAUGCAUAACGAAGCGGAGCAAUCUCAGAGGAGAAGGCACUGGAAAAGCGUUGCAGGUCAAUUUUUCCCAGCAGAAACGGAAGAUUUCGAUGUCGAUCAUUUUGUGUCUGACUGUAGGAAGCGGGUCCAGCUGGAAGAACUGAGAGAUGACCUGGAGCUCUACUAUAAACUUCUUAAAACAGCCAUGGUCGAACUCAUCAACAAGGAUUAUGCAGAUUUUGUCAAUCUUUCAACAAACCUGGUUGGCAUGGACAAAGCCCUCAACCAGCUUUCUGUGCCUUUGGGACAAUUACGAGAAGAGGUUCUGAGCCUUAGAUCAUCUGUCAGUGAAGGAAUUCGGGCAGUUGAUGAACGAGUGUCUAAACAAGAGGACAUUAGAAAAAAAAAGAUGUGUGUAUUGAGGCUUAUACAAGUUAUUCGAUCAGUUGAGAAAAUUGAAAAAAUCUUAAACUCUCAAAGUUCUAAAGAAACAUCUGCACUAGAAGCAAGCAGCCCCCUUUUGACCGGACAAAUUUUGGAGAGAAUUGCCACAGAAUUUAAUCAGUUACAGUUUCAUGCUGUUCAAAGCAAAGGCAUGCCUCUUUUGGACAAAGUAAGACCGCGUAUAGCUGGCAUUACAGCCAUGUUACAGCAGUCACUGGAAGGCCUCCUAUUAGAAGGCCUUCAGACGUCUGAUGUCGACAUAAUACGGCACUGCUUGCGGACUUACGCCACGAUUGACAAGACACGGGACGCGGAGGCCUUAGUUGGCCAAGUACUAGUGAAACCAUACAUAGACGAGGUGAUUAUAGAGCAGUUUGUUGAAUCUCAUCCCAAUGGCCUUCAGGUCAUGUAUAAUAAACUCCUGGAGUUUGUUCCUCACCAUUGCCGCCUUCUUCGAGAAGUCACGGGAGGUGCCAUCUCCAGUGAAAAAGGCAAUACUGUUCCUGGAUAUGACUUUUUGGUGAAUUCUGUCUGGCCACAAAUAGUACAAGGAUUAGAAGAAAAGUUACCCUCGCUUUUUAAUCCUGGGAAUCCCGAUGCAUUUCAUGAGAAAUAUACCAUAAGUAUGGAUUUUGUCAGAAGAUUUGAACGGCAAUGUGGAUCACAGGCUAGUGUAAAAAGAUUAAGAGCACAUCCUGCCUAUCAUAGCUUCAAUAAUAAGUGGAACUUGCCUGUUUAUUUUCAAAUAAGAUUUAGAGAAAUAGCAGGAUCCUUAGAAGCAACACUUACAGAUGUCCUGGAAGAUGCCCCAGCUGAAAGUCCAUAUUGCCUUUUGGCUUCUCAUAGAACUUGGAACAGCCUCAGGAGGUGUUGGUCAGAUGAGAUGUUCUUGCCAUUGCUGGUGCAUCGCCUGUGGAGAUUCACUCUGCAGAUUUUGGCACGAUACUCUGUGUUUGUCAGUGAGCUUUCACUCAGGCCCAUUUCUAAUGAAAGUCCCAAGGAGAUCAAGAAACCUUUGGUAACUGGUAGCAAAGAACCUUCCAUCACCCAAGGAAACACUGAAGACCAAGGAAGUGGUCCUUCAGAAACAAAGCCUGUGGUUUCCAUUUCCCGCACUCAGCUCCUGUAUGUGGUUGCAGACCUGGACAAGCUUCAGGAGCAGCUUCCAGAACUCUUGGAAAUAAUCAAGCCAAAACUUGAAAUGAUUGGCUUUAAGAAUUUUUCUUCUAUCACAGCAGCCCUGGAGGACUCCCAGAGCUCUUUGUCAGCCUGUGUGCCCUCCUUGAGUAGCAAGAUCAUCCAGGAUUUAAGUGACUCUUGCUUCAGUUUCCUAAAAAGCGCGCUGGAGGUUCCCAGGCUUUACCGAAGAACCAAUAAGGAGGUCCCAACCACAGCUUCCUCCUAUGUGGACAGUGCUCUGAAGCCCUUAUUCCAGCUUCAGAACGGACACAAGGAUAAGCUCAAACAAGCAAUAAUUCAGCAGUGGCUAGAAGGCGCUCUCAGUGAAAGCACUCAUAAGUACUACGAAACCGUGUCAGAUGUAUUGAACUCUGUGAAGAAAAUGGAAGAGAGCCUGAAAAGGCUGAAACAAGCCAGAAAAACCACUCCCACCAACCCCGUCGGUCCCAGUGGUGGCAUGAGUGAUGACGACAAAAUCAGGCUGCAGUUGGCCCUGGAUGUUGAGUACUUAGGAGAGCAGAUACAAAAGCUGGGACUGCAAGCAAGUGACAUAAAAAGCUUCCCAGCUCUCGCAGAGCUUGUUGCUGCUGCCAAGGACCAGGCAACAGCAGAGCAGCCUUAAGCAUCUUGGAAGAUCUCGAGGUUAGAUUCUUAAGCAAGAGAAGAGUUGGACUUCCAGGCUGAAGGGGAGAAAGUGACUCUGUUCUCUUAGCAACCGUCCGUAGCGAAGAAGUGCUUCCAGCAUCACUCCAGCGACACGCCCAUGCGUCUUCUCUCAGCGUAUUUGGGUCUUCCUUUGCCCAAAAAGAACACAAAAGCCUUUUUCCAUUGUAUGGAAGAUAGUUUUUAAGACAUUUGAAACUUUCUACUAUAGUUUACAGAACAAAUUAUUUUAUUUUUAUUGUAAAUCUUAGUGUGGAAGAGCUGAUUUCUAAAAUAUGAUUAAAGUAAAUAUAUACCUAUGAAUGUCAGGAGUUGUCUCCCUGAGCCUGCAGUUGGAAGUGACGACUGUAGUGGAGUGAUGUCCUGUAUAGAAACGCCCUUCUCUGAAAUAAAGAGAACUCCUGGGCUUUCUAAAGAGGCUGCCGGAGGCCGUCCUCCACUCCCACUGUGUGUGGGAGCAGUGCUUCUGAUCCUGCUGUCACCGCAGCCUCUGGCAGGGGCCGGCACCAGUAGGAAAGACCUCCUUCCUAAAUAAAAGACGUGUCUCCCGGGA
Molecule: messenger RNA, 4443 nt
Organism: Macaca mulatta (Rhesus monkey)
Lineage: Eukaryota; Metazoa; Chordata; Mammalia; Primates; Cercopithecidae
Source: RefSeq, a predicted model, not a curated record